This is a messenger RNA of Daucus carota subsp. sativus, 1981 nucleotides long. Its product is annotated as very-long-chain 3-oxoacyl-CoA reductase-like protein At1g24470. Bases 750 to 1706 code for a protein of 318 amino acids. NCBI's taxonomy places the organism in Eukaryota, Viridiplantae, Streptophyta, Magnoliopsida, Apiales, Apiaceae. The record is from RefSeq and is a predicted model, not a curated record. The transcript has 3 exons. Gene Ontology annotation, cellular component: endoplasmic reticulum. Gene Ontology annotation, molecular function: ketoreductase activity.
UUAAGCUCUUUAAUACAUGAAGCUUUAUUUCUUUUUCAUUUACGUUCCUGUUGGGUCUUAAUAUAGGCUUGCACAAGUAAAUUCAAGUUUAUGGAACUAUGCCUUCAAUUCAUCGGGGAUCAUCCUAAAUUCAUAAUCAUAUCCAUUUAUUUUAUCGGAUUCGGAUUGGCCGAGCCCGAUCCAUAUCCGGAUCCAUUAGGAUCACAUAUCGGAUAUCCAGAUCCAUUUAAUUUUUUAUGAUUUCUUUUACUUAGAGUUAAAAGUUUUUCUAAAAGAAAUUAUAUGGGUGAUUAUUCGAGUUCACGGAGGACAAGAUUAAAUGGGACACCAUAUUUUCGUAUCCUCAUGUUUUAUUCUUUUUAUUUUCAGGUUUAUGUUUUAUUUUUAGUUAUGCGUAACUGUUACUUCCUCCAUCCCCCUUAAUUAUAUAUAUUGAGAGAUGAGGUUCGACAUGUAUUUUAAAACUAUCUGAAAAUAUAGUUUGAUAAAUUAUUUUGAAAUUUUAAAAAAAACCGGCAAGUAUCCAUCGUAUUCAUGAAGUAUCCCAUGCCAUUGUUAAGUUCUUUUCUGAGCAUAAAGUGUCUACUCUGUGCAAUAUCAUUAUUUGAGGUGGGGAAAGUGGAAACUGUUCAACUUUUAUUGCAACAGAUAAAAUCUCUGUAUAUUCAUAGCUUCAUCAACUCCAUAACCGGGAAUCACUACUACACAUAUAUAUUUUCUGCAGAGUUAAAAGCAUCAAACUCGAAAACAUGGUGCUUUUCGAUCGCUCAGAACCACAGCCAUUGUACAUAAUAAUUCUUUGCUAUCUAGCCAUUUUCAUUAUCUUGAAAAAAUCAUUUUAUUUCCUGAACUGGAUCUUCAUUACAUUUUUCAGACCUCCAAAAAACCUCAAAAAAUGCUACGGCUCAUGGGGUCUCGUUACAGGCUCAACCGAUGGCAUAGGCAAAGCCAUGGCCUUCAAACUAGCCCGAAAAGGCCUAAACCUGGUCCUAGUUGGUCGAACCAUGAGCAAACUAGAACAAGUUUCCAGAGAGCUUUUAGCUGAGAAUCCAAACAUACAGGUCAAGAAGUUGGUUGUAGAUUUCUCGAGAGACGUUGUUGCAGCAGUGAGGCAAAUGGAAGAGGCUAUUAGAGGGUUGGAGAUCGGUGUUUUGAUUAAUAAUGUCGGGGUGACGUAUGAGGAGGCCAUGUAUUUUCAUGAAGUGAAAGAGGAAGUGUGGAUGAAUUUAGUGAAUGUGAAUGUAAGAGGAACAACUCUGGUGACUAGAGCCGUUGUUAAAGGGAUGAUCAAGAGGAGAAGAGGUGCUAUUGUUAAUAUCGGCUCUGCUGCUUCUGUCGUCGUGCCUUCUCAUCCUCUCUAUGCCAUCUAUGCUGCCACCAAAGCGUACAUUGAUCAGUUGUCGAGAUCUUUAUAUGUGGAGUACAAACAUUAUGGAAUAGAUGUCCAAUGCCAGGUACCAUUAUACGUGUGGACAAAAAUGACAGAAAAUGUAGCAGGAAUAAAGAAAGCAUCCAUGUUGAUCCCCUCAGCAGAAGAUUAUGCAGAAGCUGCUGUAAAAUGCAUCGGUUACGAAAUGAGGUGCACCCCUUACUGGGCACACGCAGUCCAGUGGUUUUUCGCCUCCCUUUUGCCUGAUUUCGUGCUCGAUUAUUGGCGCUUAUCGGUUGGCAUUCACCGGAGAUCCAAACUGCAUAAAAUGCCAUGAUCAUGGCUUUUCUUUCUCCAAAUAAGUGAUAAAUAAUUUGAUGUACUUGGGUAAGUGAUAAAUGUGGAAGUCAGAAUGUGUGCAAACAUAGAGCUCAUGCAUUUAACAACCUAACAUUUCUCAUUUUCUCCACUUUUAGAUAUAAAUGUUAGAGAGCUCUUUCGUAUUUGUUAUUUGACAAAAUAAUAAGGAUGUAGUUCAGAAAAAAGACGGUCCCAUUCCUGUAAUAUCAAAUUAAGGAAAAAAAUCUUUUGAACAUUUUUUGAUUGUUGGCG